Messenger RNA from Biomphalaria glabrata, 1029 nucleotides. RefSeq names its product TRIO and F-actin-binding protein-like. The transcript has 2 exons. NCBI's taxonomy places the organism in Eukaryota, Metazoa, Mollusca, Gastropoda, Planorbidae. The record is from RefSeq and is a predicted model, not a curated record. Bases 1 to 1029 code for a protein of 342 amino acids.
AUGGCCGUGUUUUUAGCAUACUAUGGUUGUAUAACCCUUGAGGUCAAUUGGAGGUUUGUCAAUAGGAACUACCCACAGAACACUGUAGAUGGACAAACUGAUUUCAGGAUGUGGCCUAAUGCUCAGUAUUCAACAGACCAUCCAAAGCUCAGUAUUCAACAGACCAUCCAAAGCUCAGUAUUCAACAGACCAUCCAAAGCUCAGUAUUCAACAGACCAUCCAAAGCUCAGUAUUCAACAGACCAUCCAAAGCUCAGUAUUCAACAGACCAUCCAAAGCUCAGUAUUCAACAGACCAUCCAAAGGUCAGUAUUCAACAGACCAUCCAAAGGUCAGUAUUCAACAGACCAUCCAAAGCUCAGUAUUCAACAGACCAUCCAAAGGUCAGUAUUCAACAGACCAUCCAAAGGUCAGUAUUCAACAGACCAUCCAAAGCUCAGUAUUCAACAGACCAUCCAAAGCUCAGUAUUCAACAGACCAUCCAAAGGUCAGUAUUCAACAGACCAUCCAAAGCUCAGUAUUCAACAGACCAUCCAAAGCUCAGUAUUCAACAGACCAUCCAAAGCUCAGUAUUCAACAGACCAUCCAAAGGUCAGUAUUCAACAGACCAUCCAAAGCUCAGUAUUCAACAGACCAUCCAAAGGUCAGUAUUCAACAGACCAUCCAAAGGUCAGUAUUCAACAGACCAUCCAAAGGUCAGUAUUCAACAGACCAUCCAAAGGUCAGUAUUCAACAGACCAUCCAAAGCUCAGUAUUCAACAGACCAUCCAAAGGUCAGUAUUCAACAGACCAUCCAAAGGUCAGUAUUCAACAGACUAUCCAAAGCUCAGUAUUCAACAGACCAUCCAAAGCUCAGUAUUCAACAGACCAUCCAAAGGUCAGUAUUCAACAGACCAUCCAAAGGUCAGUAUUCAACAGACUAUCCAAAGCUCAGUAUUCAACAGACCAUCCAAAGCUCAGUAUUCAACAGACCAUCCAAAGCUCAGUAUUCAACAGACCAUCCAAGCAACAAGCGACGAAUAAGACGUUGA